CUACAAGCCAUCGAUGGAUACAGACGACUGCCAGAUGAUGUUUAUUGUAAUUUUGUUGUACCAUUAGGCUAUAUUAUCCCAAUGUAGGCUAAUGGGGUGAGAUAUUUUUAUAUUGUUUUUCAAUGUUGACAAUUUCUAUAGAAAAGGUAACCGAAAGUUAUAAUGGGUUUUAUUUGCUGUGAUAUGCUUGUCUUCAACUGAAAAGCGUAUUCACGGUGUCCCCAUUUCGAUUGAGAAACAGUCAAUUUGGACAACAAAGGAGUUUUAUCGCAUGAUCACUCACCAUGCAUGGAGACUUAUUCCAACGAUAACAUUGCAUGGGUUAGGAUAAUGCAAUCCUGAUAAGGACCAAAACUAUUAUUCGGUUAGUAAUGCAAGGGCGCAUGGUCUCAAUUACUAUGCAAGGUAGGUGUGUAAAAUUGGUGUGCAGGAUAAACGUGGUCUUUAGGGGGGACUGACGGUGACUUGCUUUAACGCAAAGGUCUAGCUGUGAUUUAGGAGGCUUUGUAACCUGAAUUAGUUGAUGAAUUUUCUAUCGAUCCUAAACAAGCCUAGAUUCAUCUCUGACAGGCUUCUGCUGCACGCAGCGCACGCCAGGGCAUUCUCUCACCAUUAUUAGCGAGUGCAUUUAAAAGCCUGGCAAGAACGAGCACACGGCAUCACUUUCCCAGCCCUUGUUUUCAAAAGCUCCAGUAUAAAGAAUUUUAAAAAUCGUUCAAAGGAAUAUAGCUUGACUAUCAAGGCGUUUGGGACGCAACACUUUUCUUGUUUAUGUAAUGUAUGGCGAAUUGGGCAGGUGAGGGGGUUGGCUAGUUGAUCUGCUCUAUAGACCGUGUGUAAACUCCGGUGGUAUGUAUUUCUGGCGUGUCUGCCUCGGGUUGUUAUUGUUUUGAUUCGUGCUUUUCGCAGAGCGUGCCAGUGUGUAAAAAAGUAUGCAACAUUCGAAUGCCACAUACUAUGCCAGGAUGAUGUGCGGGUUCUGCUAUGCCUAAUCCUAUUUCCUUAUCCGGGAAUCGUCAGGAUCCACGCCAUUGGCUCUCGCUGUCACAUGGAUUCUUAACUUUGUUCACUUGACAGAAAGUAGGAGGGUUCUACGAAACAGGAAAACGAGUAAAGCGAUAGAUAUACAUUUUAGUAUAUUUUGUGUGCAAUUCAAAGAAAUUAAUGGCCAUGAGUUCCUAUUUGAUCAACUCCAACUAUGUGGACCCCAAGUUUCCACCCUGCGAGGAAUAUUCACAGAAUGACUACCUACCCAGUCACUCUCCGGACUACUACAGCGCCCAGAGGCGAGAGCCUGCGUUUCAGAAUGAGUCGAUCUACCACCAGCGGUCGGGCUGCGCCGACCCGCCUUACACGACGUGCCAGGGUCCGGGGCAGCCCGCGGUGGUGAUGUCUCCACGGGGUCACGUCCUCCCCCCAGCCGGACUCUCAACCCCUCUCCCGGAGCCUAGCCACCAUUGCGACUCCGUAACUCCAAGCCCUCCACCCGCGUGUGGCCAGAAUCCCCUCAACCAUAGCCCUUCCACCGCCAGCUCUCGCAAGGAUCCGGUGGUUUACCCCUGGAUGAAAAAAGUCCACGUAAACAUCGUGAAUCCAAAUUACACAGGGGUGGGUGAACCCAAGCGCUCGCGGACAGCCUACACGCGACAGCAAGUCUUGGAGCUGGAGAAGGAGUUCCACUACAACCGCUAUCUGACCCGGAGACGCAGAGUGGAGAUCGCCCACACGCUGGUUCUGUCCGAACGCCAGAUCAAAAUCUGGUUCCAGAACCGGCGGAUGAAAUGGAAGAAGGACCACAAGCUGCCCAACACCAAGAUUCGCUCCAACAGUAACUCCAACAACACAAACUCGCAAAGCAGCGGGCUCGCGCUGGGGAGCUCUCAGAACCGAACCAGCGGGCCUCCACCGAGCCUAUAGCCUCCCUCCUUUUCCUACCCAUCCACCACCCACCCAACAUGCACUUUGAAACCUCCGUUUCUGGAGUUGGAUACAUGGAUUCCACCAUGUUUUUACCUCCCUCUUCAAUUCAAUUACAGGGUUAUAACAUGUGGGGGGGGAGGGGGGGGGGGAAGGGGGAGUAAAAAACUAAGAGAAAAUGUGUCUCUUAAAAAAUUUAAAAGGGGAGAAGAUUCAAACACAAACACUUCCAAUGAUGUGUUCACAACCUGAUCCAGUUCCCUUUUUUAUCCCGUGCCCCUCUCAUUCUCUCUCUCCUUCUCUCUCGCCCCCCCUCCGUUCCAUUAGGACAGAAGGCGGCAGAUACUUUUCAGAUUUGGUGAAGAUGGAUCCGUGUUUCAUCUUUAAUCAUGCCAAACUCGGCCCCAUUUGUCAUGUUUACUCUGCAGUACAAAGGGUGAACGGUGGGGCCUGCCCAUUACCUCAACGUCCAAAGUUCUGUUUAAUACAUAAGCCCCUUGUUUCGUCAAGAGCCGUUUUCUUACUCCUUUUUCCUCUCCUCAAUACUAAAAAAUACACCGAAUAUGUUCUCCAAACAUGAAGUUUUUUUUGUAAGAGAAAAUAUAGCUGAUUCUCAGUUGUAUUCUAUGUUUAUCAAAUGCAAUUAAAUGAAGACUGACAACGAUUGUGAGGUCCGUUGCUAGUUCAUUUUUACAGGGACUCCUUUCGCUUCUUUCUUUCUAGCAGAGACAGGGUGCAUUUGAAAAAAGAUGGUAAAUCACGGUAUUAACAUAGGAUAGUCGUCGCAGUGGAAGGAUAAAGCUGGACUUAUAGAAACAUAUGAACCAAAAGCUGGUACAAACCUACCUAAGUAAAAUAAAAACAGCACUGCAAUGUACUACCUUACUAUUAUAAUUACCUCAGUUGUACUUAUGUUCAUUAUUUUCUUGCCUUGUGUUAUGAAGUGACAGGUUAAGCUCAUUUGAAUUUUGUGGCAAGUAUCUGCAAUACGAACGUACUCAUUUCUUGUAAGUGAAAUAUAAUUUAAGCAAUUUUGUUGGCCAGGGUUGUAAUGAGAAAAAUGGUGCGUAUAUUGCAUGACUGAAUACACGUUAAUUUGAUCUUUUAUCUUUCUCUAUCUGGUAUCCUUUCUUGGCACAUAAACAUGCGCCCCCCCUCCCUCUUUCUUCUCACCAUGUGCCAUUUUUGGUAUUUUAUUUUCUAUGCGUUCCUUUUAUUUACAUUCCAAAGAUGUUAUCGUUUUUUUCUUCCUCCAUAUUUGAAUGUUGCUAUUUUUCUGCUUAUUCUCCUCAGUGUCUACCUUUUAUUUGUAAAUAGCUAUAGAAAUGUAAUAAAUGCUUGAAAAGGA
Oncorhynchus kisutch (coho salmon) is the source of this 3265-nucleotide messenger RNA. RefSeq names its product homeobox protein Hox-B4a-like. The record is from RefSeq and is a predicted model, not a curated record. Lineage: Eukaryota; Metazoa; Chordata; Actinopteri; Salmoniformes; Salmonidae. Gene Ontology annotation, molecular function: RNA polymerase II cis-regulatory region sequence-specific DNA binding; DNA-binding transcription factor activity, RNA polymerase II-specific. Gene Ontology annotation, cellular component: nucleoplasm; nucleus. The coding region runs from base 1165 to 1917 and encodes 250 amino acids. The transcript has 2 exons. Gene Ontology annotation, biological process: positive regulation of transcription by RNA polymerase II; embryonic skeletal system morphogenesis; anterior/posterior pattern specification.